GCGACGGUGGAGAUGCAGAGCGAAAUGAUUGGGGAACUACUUGGAUAUCUUCGCGUAGAGGGAACAGCGAAAGGAAAGCGUAGGGAAAAUGUUGUUGGACGUGCUGUGAGCUAACACAUCGUCUACCGUCGGGUUACCGGGACGUGUCGGAGGUGAUCUAGCGUCAUCAUUGAUCACGCUGGUGCUUCAUGUGCAUGUUCUUCUUGCAGAUAUCAAUAUUGUCUGCCUCAUAUCCCCCGUCCCGAUCCAGAAAAUCCAUUGCGCCAAGCUUAAAUGCCUCGUGUGCACGCGAAGCCUCGGCCCUUGAAGAUCUGACCAAAGCCUAUUGUGCCCCAGGCCAUUGUGCAAAGCCAAUUAAACGCCCAGAAGACUCGGACAUCUAUACUGUCUCCAUCCUCGGCAACCCCAACACCGGUGCCCUCAUCAUGGACUCCCUCGAAAUCGCGUCCUACCUUAAGAAGACAUACGGAAAGUGGAUUAUGGGCGAUGCCUUUUCAUAUGCAGACGUCAUUGUUGCUUCUUGGCUACUGGUGUACAAAUGAGUUAAAGGAGGAUGAAUGGGUCCGGCCUACCUUCUUGGAAUGGGGGGAAAUGGGGGGAAGUCCUUGCAAAUGUUGAGAAAGAGUGGAAAGUGCUUCAGAAUUCUUAAAGACCUGCGCGUGUA
Suillus plorans is the source of this 664-nucleotide messenger RNA. RefSeq lists its product as uncharacterized. The transcript is spliced from 4 exons. The record is from RefSeq and is a predicted model, not a curated record. Lineage: Eukaryota; Fungi; Basidiomycota; Agaricomycetes; Boletales; Suillaceae. Bases 189 to 542 code for a protein of 117 amino acids.